Molecule: messenger RNA, 2553 nt
Organism: Ctenopharyngodon idella (grass carp)
Lineage: Eukaryota; Metazoa; Chordata; Actinopteri; Cypriniformes; Xenocyprididae
Exons: 5
Coding region: 139-1173 (344 amino acids)
Source: RefSeq, a predicted model, not a curated record
UGCGCUCUCUUUUAAAAUCACGAUCACAAAUAUCAACAGAAAGAAGAAACGCGCAACAAUGUAGCGUGAAAUUAAUUUGAACUUUGAACACACCAUAAACAGUAUUUCUCUUUACAUGUUUUUGAAAAGAACCGGAAUAUGGAUCAUUUUAGCACAUUUAUCGCUGUGGUGUCAGGUGUAUCUGUGGUGUACCUCUUUCAUUCAGUCUUUUACACUUCUCACAUCUCCUUUAAAACUCACACAGUCUUUGACUCCCGGAGACAUUUGCCUGGUUCUGUUUAUCUUAUGACCAGAUACGUUCAUGAAUCUCUCCGCAAAAAACGAGGACAAAUGUGGAAAAACAAAGACACAAAUGACGAGCUUGUUUUCACUUUGAUCAACUGCAGGUAUGAUGCUGUGUCUUUGAGGAGGUUCUGCAGUGUUUCGGGUUAUGGUUGGGACUAUCCUGACAGCGUCUUCAGAGAUGUUCCCUUGUGCUAUCCUGAGUUUCUCUUCACUAGACUGCUCACCAUGAUUGUGUGCUCAGAGAGAUUCAAACUAAGCCCUUUGGGUCUGUUGAGAGUCCGUGAGACCUUGAGUCUGACUGAGCCCGUGGAUGAGCUGAAGAGAGGGACAUUCUCCCUGCAGGCCAGAGUGCUGGACUACAGGACUGUUAGUGCGGGAGUGGAGGUGGAUCUCACUUUAACCGCAUCCAGACUUCAGCAGACUGUAUGGAGCAGCACACUGACUCUACUUUCUCCUAAAAAUAAAUUCAGGCAUGAGGCUCAGCCUGACUUAGAGAUCACCCAUGAUCCUGUGUCGGAGAGAUGUAUCAGCCUGGCUGUUCCUUGGUCCACCGGUGUGAGUUGUGCCUGGGUGUUUGGUGACCUCUGCCCUCUGCAUGUAUUUUCUUGGCUGAGGUUUACCCGUCCCACCGCACACGCCUUGUGGAUGUUCUCCAGAUGCAUGGCAGAAAUGGAGAAGCACAAUGGAGUUGAAGUGGUGAGAGCUCCUCUAACUGUGUCAGUCUGUUACAAACAGCCUGCGUCUUUUCCAAGGAAAUUCACCAUCAGAGUCAGUAAAAACACUACUGAAACUUCAAGCACAGCAUCAUUUUCAGUAGACGACCACAGAACCAGGACACUGUACCUCUCAGGACAGAUAAAACAACAGUCAAAGGAGAAGGCAGAAUGAUGGCGAUGUAACUCUUACAGAAAGGAUACUAACCGCUUAAACUUCUGUUUUGGCAUGAAACUUAUAUUUGUUCAUGGGGAAUUAAUUGGAUAGUUGUGGUUUACUAUUGGUGGAUCUCAUGUGAGUGUCAGGUUGUCUGGUGGAAUACUGAUUAUUUCUAAAGACUGGAGAAACCUUGGAAAAUGUUUGUUAGAUCGGAUGGAUCCCACAUCAGAGAUAUCAGAUGUAUCUGGACCCCAGACUCUGAAUCCAUGCCAGAAGAUAUCAGUCUUCUAUCAGCCUAGGAGUGUGACUGAGAAAGCCAGGGAAGAGCAGACGCAGGAGACGAAGUGAUAAUAAAAAGAGCAGAGUUUAUUGAUUAAUCUUAGUAGCAUGUUUCAAUGCUCAGACUUCGUCUGAAUGUCUCAAUGCUGAUGCUCAGACUUCGUAUGACCAACAAAUUCCAACAAAUCCAACGUGUUAUUAUACCACAGCAAGAACAAUGGAAAAUUGUGUUUCACAACAUCGUCCUGUGACCUUAAAAUGGAAACAUUCUCUUAACUCCUACUCAUGAAAACCAACAUCCCUUCAAACUAUACAAUCAUAAGAUUAAACAACAUAGCAGGCAUUUCAAGAGCAAGGAAAUAAGUAAAAUAAUAAUAUAAUAUAAAAUAUAAAAACAUAAAAAGACAUAAAUGAAUAAUAACAAUAAAAUGACGAAUAAAUAAUAAAUGUUAUCAAUCAAAUAUUAAUAUGAAUAAAUGAUUAAAUGAUAAAUCAAAUGACAAAUACAUAAAUGACUAACGAAUAUAAAUGAUUAUAAAAUUAAAUCAUAAAAAAGAAAAUAAAACACAGAUAUAUGGUUGCUCUCUUAAAGUAACACACACAGGUUGCUAUUGAGAAUCUUUAGAUCCUUCAUCACGUAGAACUCAAUUAUGUAUUUUUUGUGCUCAGAAACUUGAUAAAUAGUACCAUAAAUAGUUUUAUAAAAGUGGACUUAAAGCAAAUAAAAUAAAUUGCUACAAAAGUAUUAAAUAUUGCCCAUUUACACAUGAAUUUAUUGUAUAUUUUUGUUUUGAAUUCAGCCUAAUUGGCUUGCAUUUCUCUCACAAUAUUGUACAAUGUUUAAAGCAUUGUACAUGUGCAGUGAAAUCACUUUUAACUGGCGUCUGUAUCAGUGGGGGAGGAGCUGUAGAUCUGUAUCCUGUGAGUGAAGGGCUGUUUCUCAUGAAUAUUUCACUCUCUCCCCUCUUUUCUCUUUCCCCUUCCCUAUGCAUACACACAUGUGUGUAAGUGCUCCAUGUGUAUUAUUCAUUAGUAUGUUGUCAGCGUAUAUGAGGAGGGGGUUUCUCACAAAAGCUCUUUUCAGAACAAGAUAAAUAUAUAUAACUUUUAUAUCUA